Messenger RNA from Clupea harengus (Atlantic herring), 1145 nucleotides. RefSeq names its product SWI5 homologous recombination repair protein (gene swi5). The record is from RefSeq and is a predicted model, not a curated record. NCBI's taxonomy places the organism in Eukaryota, Metazoa, Chordata, Actinopteri, Clupeiformes, Clupeidae. Gene Ontology annotation, biological process: double-strand break repair via homologous recombination. Gene Ontology annotation, cellular component: Swi5-Sfr1 complex; Swi5-Swi2 complex.
UGCCAUCUGCCAAUAAAUUAACAGAAGAAGAAGAACUGUAGCGACUUUUAAUAAAGUUUUAGAAAAAAAAACAGCUUUCCAUACUGUAACGAAAUGUGGUGACCCCAGAUGUGCAGUACAAUGGAGUCAGAGAGUGGACAAGAAUUAACUGCGAAAUGUAAUGUUACACCAAGACAAGGGGGCGUAACUGCUCGGAGGACUCUGCGAAGGACACCAAUCUCUGGAGAUAGAAGAGUCCAUUCCAGUUUCAAAUCUCCUGUGCAGAGCACCUCUGCAUCAGGGUCCCAUGCCUCACCAGAGAGAGAGGUGGAGGAGCUGAAGAGGAAGAGGGAUGAGCUGGAUUCUGAGAUCGCCCUGCUGCGGAAUGAAGGGAUGGAGAUUCAGGAGCUGGAUCAGCAUAUUGACCUGCUGCAUGAGUACAAUGAUAUGAAAGACAUUGGACAGACACUGCUGGGACAACUGGCCACCCUGCGAGGAGUGACCACUCGGGAUUUGUACGGCCUCUUCGACCUGGAGCUGGAUGACUAAGGACACGGAGACGGAGGACACAGAGCGCCCUCUCCAUUCCUCUCCUCCAGGGGGGCAGUGGUGACCAAGCAUGGGCCAAGAAUCCCAGAAUGGGAAGUGGGAAUCCCUCUGAACCAGGGGAGGCAGCCCUUCUGCCCGGUUGUCUACAUCAACAGUUCAGUGUUACUGACAGAUGGUUGAAAGUUACUGUCAGUUUCAUGUGUGGUGCCUUAUCAAAACUGAAAGGCUGUUUUUGUUUUGUUUGUUUGUUUUCUCCAAUGCAUUUGGACUGUCAAAAAAUUAACACUUUAAGGAUAGUGGACUCUCAUUUAAAUUGAGAUUGUGAUGUGAGCGUGGAGAGUAACAUUUCUGGACAUCCAAAGCCUUUUGUGGGCAGCUUGAAAGGGUAAAGUAUCUUUGGCAUGUUCCCGUCCUGUCCUUCCUCACAUUGUGCUUCUGGAGAGGAAGAGGAAGGAGAUGGUUGCAUUAGAGGAUGUUUGAAGAACGGCGCUGUGUUUUGGUGUGUGGAUGAAGUUCACUCUAGCCUAUUAGGUUAUUGUUGGGAGUUUUGGUAAAAAAUGUAAAAGAUCUGUGUAUAUAGUUUUAUGUUCUAUCAAUAAACUGUUUGUUUUGCAGUC